ACGUGUUAAUUUGGUUUCUCAAAGGACCAAACAAUGAAAAGGCUGUGCAUGUAUUUCGUCUUGCAACUGUGCGUGUUGACCGCGUCUCAGAAAACGUCGUUAGAUUCACCAAUUAAUCUGUAUAUCUAUCGUCAUGUUCGUAAUUGGGUAAUAAAAAAUUUCGGGCCAGGAGACGACCCUCGAAGGUAUGAAGCAGGAGCUUACGGGAAAGUUCAGGAUGAAGUUCCUAUUGAUGUUCCUUUUCCUUGCAAUGUUACAGGUGGCAGGUCCUCAGAGAUACCAGAUUCAGUUCAUCGUUUGAGACCAGGUGACAUAGACGUUAUUGCUGCGAUGGGUGAUUCUUUGACGGCCGGCGUCGGAAUCUUUGCAACCGAUUUAAUAGGACUGCCCAUUGAAAACAGAGGCGCGGCAGGGAGUAUCGGUGGUCAAGGAACCUGGCGAACGUAUUUAACGCUUCCUAAUAUUCUUAAAGAAUUCAAUCCUAAUUUAGUAGGCUACGCGCUUGGUGAUUCUUUAACUUCACAUCCAGCUUCACAGUUAAACGUCGCUGAACUUGGUGCGAUGUCCAAAGAUAUGCCUUUCAUGGCGAAAUAUUUAGUCAAUAGAAUAAGAAAUGAUUCAAGGAUAGAUAUAAACAAGCAUUGGAAGUUGAUUUCGAUAUCUAUUGGAAGCAACGAUUUUUGCGCUGAAAUGUGUGCAGUUUCUUCUCCAUGGUCACUCAUAGAAAACCACAAAAUCGAUCUGAUUAAUACUCUUAGGAUAUUAAGGGACAAUUUACCAAGGACUUUUCUUACUCUAAACUUGCCACCUCAUUUAGAAGCACUCAUUGCUACACGUCAAGGAAGAAGCUCGUUGAAGUGCUACGCAAUGACAAACUUAGAAUGUCCGUGUUUAUUUGCUUUGCAAUACAGAGACCGUAGACCGGAAUAUUACGAUAUAAUGAGAAGCUGGCAGGAGUUAGAAGAAGAGAUUGCUAAUUACGAAGAAUUUCAAACAGAUGAUUUUACUGUGGUAACUUUACCUACCCUUAAGCGAGUAACUAUACCACUUGCAGAGGAUGGUUAUUCCGACGUAUCGUAUCUAUCCGCCGAUUGUUUUCACGUGAGCCAAAAAGCUAACGCACGAUUUGCCAAUGGGAUAUGGAACAAUCUGUUGGAACCAAUUGGUAACAAAACUGAACGUUGGUACGCACCCUAUGAAAGAUUUUUAUGUCCUACUGAGGAAAGGCCAUACUUGAUGACUAUUAAAAGUACAGUGAAGGAAAAUACUGUUUCAGAAUUGAUUUAAUUAUUGUAAAUGUAGGAUUGUUUCAGG
This is a messenger RNA of Habropoda laboriosa, 1314 nucleotides long. Its product is annotated as phospholipase B1, membrane-associated-like. NCBI's taxonomy places the organism in Eukaryota, Metazoa, Arthropoda, Insecta, Hymenoptera, Apidae. Gene Ontology annotation, biological process: phospholipid metabolic process. The record is from RefSeq and is a predicted model, not a curated record. The transcript has 7 exons. Bases 34 to 1287 code for a protein of 417 amino acids. Gene Ontology annotation, molecular function: glycerophospholipase activity.